GCACAAAAGGCGACCAGGAAACAGAUUUUGGUAACAAGUGAUGGAUGGAUGUACUGUCUUCCGCUUGGUGGGUGUUAAGGAAGGAUCUGGUGCUCCGAAUAAACUGCUUCAAGUGUAGCAAUCAUAUGUGCUUGAAGGAUGUUUGACUUCAGCACAUUGCGCUUUACUGAAUUAAGGAUUUGGUCAUCAUUAGUAUGCACUCUGUCAUUAUAUACAUUCUUUGCCCUCUUCGUUUAUUUAAUCUAUCAGUGCCUUACUUCACACUAUUUUUUUCAGCUCCGUUCAACAUUUGGAAGAGAUUUAUGUGGUUUGAUAUUACUGAUCAGGUUAAGAUGGAAUAUUUGGAAACAUAUGAAAACUAAUGAGCCGUUACAUCAAAUAUUUUUGCGGAAUGUCAAAAAUUAUGGAGAUAAGGAGGCGCUGGUUGAAGUGGAUACAGGCAGGAGGUUCACGUUCCGUGAAAUGAAUCAACUGUGCAAUCAAUAUGCGAACUAUUUUCAGUCACAAGGUUAUAAAAAUGGUGAUGUGAUAGCAUUGUUUCUUGAAAAUUGUGCUGAUUUUCCCGCCAUCUGGCUCGGAUUAAGUAAGAUAGGUGUUGUCACUUCGUGGGUGAAUAUAAAUCUCAAGGCGGAACCACUUGCUCAUUCAAUCAGCAUUUCGAAGUCAAGGUCUGUUAUCACCAGCAGUGCACUUUUUCCUGCACUAGAAGAUAUAUUUUCAUCCGGGAAAUUAAAACAAAUGAAAGUUUAUGUCAUAGAUGAUAUCAGUAAUACUGAAAAUGGCAUCUUAUCAUUGGCUACGAAAAUUCCUUCAAUUUCCUCCGAGGAACCAAUCGCAAAUGAAAAACCAACAUUCAAAUCAGUACUCUGCUAUAUAUUCACAUCAGGAACAACAGGGAAUCCUAAGCCGGCACUCAUAAAGCAUUACCGGUACUACUGGAUGGCGAUAGGUGUAGCCAAGUCCUUUGGGAUCUUUACAACAGAUCGUUUGUAUGUAAUGAUGCCAGUUUAUCACAGCGCUGGAGGAAUCCUUGGUAUCGGACAGAUGGUGCUACAAGGUAGCACAUGUGUGAUCAAGAAGAAAUUCUCUGCAAGCAAUUUUUGGAAAGAUUGUGUCAAAUAUAAUUGUAAUGUCAGUCAGUAUAUCGGUGAAAUUUGCAGAUAUCUUUUAGCUCAAAAGGAUAUUGUGGAAGCGAAGAGACACAAAAUACGUCUUAUGUUUGGUAAUGGUUUACGUGCAGAAAUUUGGUUAGAAUUCGUGAAUCGUUUUGGUAUCCAGAAAAUUGGUGAACUUUACGGUAGUACAGAAGGCAAUUCAAGCAUUGUGAAUAUAGAUAAUCGUGUCGGCUCAUGUGGUUUUAUUCCGGUGCAUCCUUUUGUGAAGUACUUAUAUCCUGUGCGUUUACUCAAAGUUAACGAUGAUACCGGUGAAUUAAUCCGUACAAAAGAUGGGUUUUGUGUGCCGUGUAAACCUGGUGAAACUGGUGAAAUGGUCGGUGUCAUUAUGAAAGAUGAACCUUUACUUAGCUUUGAAGGGUAUUUGGACGAGAAAGAUACUGGAAAGAAGAUAAUAAGGAAUGUUUUACGCAAAGGUGAUGCUGUUUUUACCUCAGGCGAUAUUAUAUAUUGGGAUGAUCUAGGAUAUUUAUAUUUCAAAGAUCGAAAAGGCGACACUUACAGAUGGAAAGGGGAAAAUGUUAGUACUACGGAGGUGGAAGGCAUUUUACAACUUCUGAAAUGUGUAACGGAUGUUGUUGUUUAUAGUGUCGAAAUACCGAAUAGAGAAGGUCGUGCUGGUAUGGCUGCCAUCGUUUUAGCAGAGGACGAAUUUUUAAAAGACGUGAUAUGGAAAAUAACCGAUCAUCUUAAGAACAGUCUUCCAUCCUAUGCUAUUCCUAUUUUUUUACGCUUCUGCAAAGAUUUCGAACGAACAGGUACUUAUAAGCUGAAAAAAAUGAGUCUGCAGAAAGAAGGAUACGAUUUAUCACGUAUCAAGAAUGAGAUAUUUAUUUGGGAUUCCUCCAUCAAAUCCUAUAAGAUAUUCGAUAAAAGAUUGCAGUGCCAAUUGGACAAUGGUACUUACUUGGGCAUCUAAUUCGUCAAAAAUGUUUUAAUCGACAUUUGUAUAGUUUGUUUCAUCGUUAACGUACCAAUUCUUCGGGAAACUGACGCGCUAUGAUUUAACUGCCAGAAAUCUAUACUGACACCGAUUUCUUUGUAAUUUAAUUAUUUGUCUCACAAAAUGUUCAUUUUUCUUGUUCUGUUCAUCCCCUCACUUUUACAGCGUUUAAAUUCUACAACUUCAUUUUACAAUACGGAUAUAAAUAAUCUUAUGACACCGGUAAGGGAGUAUAGCGAUGACGCUGUAGUGAA
Molecule: messenger RNA, 2372 nt
Organism: Loa loa (African eye worm)
Lineage: Eukaryota; Metazoa; Nematoda; Chromadorea; Rhabditida; Onchocercidae
Product: AMP-binding enzyme family protein
Exons: 16
Coding region: 139-2094 (651 amino acids)
Biological process (GO): triglyceride homeostasis
Cellular component (GO): endoplasmic reticulum
Molecular function (GO): long-chain fatty acid transmembrane transporter activity; long-chain fatty acid-CoA ligase activity
Source: RefSeq, a predicted model, not a curated record